CUGCUUUGUUUGGGAGGGUGAGCAGAGGAGAGAGUGCUACAGGUAGAGAUGACAACCCAGAAGCCUCCUGUUCGGGGGAGAACCACAGAAGUUUGCCCGGCCUCCAGGAAGGGAGCAUUUGGAAGGCCCUAAAGAAAACUAGGCUUUCCUGGGGCGGCAGCAGAUGAAGAAAAUAGCCGUGCCUUGGAGAUCCUGAGUGAAAGGGGCCAUGAUGGGCCCGGAGCCACCUCCACCUCUUCUCCUCCUUUUUACCUGGCUCCCAGCAGGAUGCCUCUCUUUGCUGGUGACGGUGCAGGAUACCGAACGCUACGUCACAUUGUUUGCCUCCAUCGUCCUCAAGUGUGAUUAUACCACAUCUGCCCAGCUGCAGGACGUGGUGGUCACCUGGCGCUUCAAGUCCUUCUGCAAGGACCCAAUCUUAGAUUACUACUCUGCGUCAUAUCAAGCGGCUUUAGCUCUGGGCCAAGACCCAUCCAAUGAUUGCAAUGACAGCCAAAGAACUGUCCGAAUUGUGGCUCAGAGGCGUGGACAGAAUGAGCCAGUUUUGGGUGUGGAGUACCGGCAACGCAAGAUUACUAUCCAGAACCGAGCAGAUCUUGUGAUUAAUGAGGUGAUGUGGUGGGACCAUGGAGUCUAUUACUGUGCCAUCGAGGCUCCAGGGGACACCUCAGGAGACCCAGAUAAGGAAGUGAAGCUCAUUGUUCUCCACUGGCUGACGGUGAUUUUCAUCAUCCUUGGUGCCAUCCUCCUCAUCGUGCUGGUCAGUGUGUGCUGGUGCCAGUGUUGUCCCCAAUAUUGCUGCUGCUAUGUCCGCUGUCCUUGCUGUCCAAGACGGUGCUGCUGCCCUGAGGAAGCCCUGGCCCGGCAUCAGUAUAUGAAGCAGGCUCGGGCACUAAUCCCCCAGAUGAUGGAAAAACCCCUCUACUGGAGAGCUGACAGGAGCUCCCAGGUUUCAUCUUACCAAAUGAACCCGCUGCUGCAGCGAGAUUUGUCCCCACCGGCCAGCUUCCCUCAGAUGCCAGUGCCCCCAACUCCAACUCACCCCCCUGCUGCCAAUGGAGUGCUAGAGUACUUAGAGAAGGAACUGCAGAAACUCAACCCUGCCCAGUCCCUCCCAGCAGACCACAAAGCAAGAAUCGGUCGUCACUUCAGCAUGUUGUCCUCCCUGGGUUCAGAAAUCGUGGAACGCAGGAUUAUCCACCUUCCCCCCUUAGUCACAGACUUUCCCUCCUCCCAGAGGACCAGUGAAUCAUCUCACCAGCAGUUUUCCAGGCGACCUUGGGCUCUGGAGGAAGUGAAAGAGGAGAGAAGACAGAAUCAUUCCUCUGAUUUCCGUCGAGGGUCCUUGGAACCAUGGCCAAAGCCCAAAGCCUCAGAGCGUAGGGCUCGUGAGAACUAUAAGAGUGGGAGACGUUGGAACUCUAGGGAGGAAGUCUCACCCAAGUCCAGGCCAUACUCUGGUAGCCUGAGUGAUGAUGGGUCCUAUUCCCAGGAGACCCACUGGCGCCCCAACCACUCAACACAACGUAGCCGCUCGCCAGGGAGGCGCCAUCGGUCAGGCCAAAGGCAGAGCACCUACAGGCACCGCAGCCACCGACACCGAAGCUAUUCCCCGCCAUCUUGCCACAGCUCUUGGAGUUCAGAAGAAGAGAAGGAACGGCAGUAUCAUCAAGGCUGGAAAUCCCACCGUCCUCCUCAACCCCCAAGCUGGACAGAAGAGAAGCCACCGAGCUACCGCUCUCUAGAUGUCAUUCCAGGCAAGAAUGUCAGGAAAAAAGGGAAUGUGGAAAGGCGUUCGGAGAGAGAAAGCUCCCAUAGUGGAAGGAGUGUCAUCAUCUAAUACCUGGGAUCUCCUUCUUGGCUCUUCUAUCAUGAUAGACAACAGUGAAUUUUCUGAUUCAGAAGCCCUGGCGAUUCUGAACUUGUGCUUCUGGAUUGGACCUCAGGAACCAAGCUGAAGUGGCAUGGUGGCUUGAGACUACUACAUUUGACUUUUGGCUUCUCCUUUCAUUCAUUCAACAAGCAGUUAUUAAGUGUCUACUGUGUGCUGGCUAUUGUUCUAGGCACUGAGAAUACAAAGGCAAAAUCAGCCAAUUAACAAGCAUUUAUUAAAUUGCUACUGUGCUUUAUAAGCACAGACCCAGGCAGUGGAGUUACAAAGACAGACAAUAACGAGGAUAUAGGUCCAACCAAGAACUGAGUUUCAUGAGUCUUCAACUCAGUUACAUGUAUCAGAACCAAGGGUUAAUCUCAGUCAGAACUCAGGAAGCUUGAUGAAGCAAUUGAACACCCAAAAGGAACAAGAGACAGCCUAUGGGUGCCUCCAUGUAUACAGCAGCUCUAAGCGAUAGUUAUAAGGGGAGUAUUUUGUUGAAACUUAGUCUCCACCUGUUUCAUCCCUAGAUUUAUAACCUCAUGGUUCUUUCUAUUUUAGGGUUGCAUCAGUUGAAAGGUAUUGCCCAAGGGAAAAUAAAAGACUGCGAUGAUAGUUA
Phascolarctos cinereus (koala) is the source of this 2492-nucleotide messenger RNA. It is a transcript of the gene ILDR1, whose product is annotated as immunoglobulin like domain containing receptor 1. Gene Ontology annotation, molecular function: high-density lipoprotein particle receptor activity. Lineage: Eukaryota; Metazoa; Chordata; Mammalia; Diprotodontia; Phascolarctidae. The record is from RefSeq and is a predicted model, not a curated record. Gene Ontology annotation, cellular component: plasma membrane.